Messenger RNA from Parascedosporium putredinis, 657 nucleotides. The record is from the annotation of a GenBank genome assembly. NCBI's taxonomy places the organism in Eukaryota, Fungi, Ascomycota, Sordariomycetes, Microascales, Microascaceae.
AUGUCUGCUACUCCCCGAGUCUUCAUUGUUCGCCACGGCGAAACCGAGUGGUCCCUAGACGGGCGUCAUACGUCAACUUCUGAUAUUCCUCUCACCGCCAACGGCGAGCGCCGAGUCCGCGCGACGGGGAAGGCCCUUGUCGGCCACGAUCGACUCAUUGUCCCUCGCAAGUUGGCGCAUAUCCUCGCUUGUCCCGCCGAGGUCGAGGUCACUGGCGCCGUGCGAGAGUGGGACUAUGGUGACUACGAAGGCCUCACGAGCGCCGCCAUUCGCAAGGGAGGACCGAAGCUGGAAUCCAAGGCUGGUGGGAUAUCUGGAAGGAUGGAUGUCCGGGUGGCGAGUACAAGCGCCGCGGAUGUGACGGACCGCCUUGACCAGAUCAUCGAAGACAUUCGCCAACGAUGGCACCGUCCCGCCUUUGAGGAUUCCUCUCUUAAUGGCGAUGUCCUCGUCGUAGCCCAUGGUCACAUCUUACGUGCCUUUGCUAUGCGUUGGGCUCGCAAAGGACUGGAUGAGGGCCUUACGUUCCUGCUCGAGGCUGGUGGUGUAGGCACCCUUAGCUACGAGCACCACAAUAUUGAUGAGCCUGCUAUCCUCUUAGGUGGCGCAUUCGUUGUGGACUUGGAGAAUGAAGUGGAUGUCGUGUAUAAAGAAUAA